Molecule: messenger RNA, 3822 nt
Organism: Trichosporon asahii var. asahii CBS 2479
Lineage: Eukaryota; Fungi; Basidiomycota; Tremellomycetes; Trichosporonales; Trichosporonaceae
Exons: 2
Coding region: 1-3822 (1273 amino acids)
Molecular function (GO): protein binding
Source: RefSeq, a predicted model, not a curated record
AUGACUCGACCACUGCCUUCUUUCCCCACCCCCAACCCAACAGGCGGGGCAGCCAUGACCAACUCCUCAUCGUCGCACUCACUGUCCCCCCUCGCGUCAGCCACGGACAUGCCGACCGUCCGUCUUCGAUCGAACUCGGUCACCACCGAGGCGACCAAGCAGUCGGCGGCGGCCGUUGCGGCCGAACGGAUACAUGGUGCACCGCAGCCCCAUCAGAAUGACCAAAGUCAAACAGUUUCAACUCCACCAGCGCCAAGACCACCGCGAAGCGUUUAUCGGUCACCGCCAGACAACAACUGGUCGCCGCCCUCGAACGGCAACGCACCGGAGCAGCAGUCGUCCGCCAAUGCCGUGAAGCGCCUGAUUCAUAUGGCUCUCGAGCACUCCAAGGACGAGGGAGAGACAUUGGACCUUAGUCGCCAGCGACUGGACAAGAUUACGGACGACGCCGUCGAGAUGUUUCACUCGAAAGUCGGCAAGGACAAGAAGGGUGUCUGGCGACUGGCGCUUUCGUACAAUCAGCUAAGAGACGGCACAAUCUCACCGCACUUCUCCUCACUCAACCGGUUAAGGUACCUGAACCUGAAGAGCAACCUUCUAACAUUUGUUCCUCCCUGUGUUAGUGUUCUUCUGGUGGCUUCGCUAACGUCGCAGAUCGCCGAGCUUCCAGCUCUCGAAAUCCUCGACCUCUCGAAGAACCAGCUGACCACACUCCCCGAGUCUCCUGGUCGACUAGCUGCGCUCAAGGUGCUCUCAUUAUCCGAUAAUCACAUCGUAACGCUCCCGACCUACCUCAUUGCCUUCGACAAGCUCAAGGUCUUCAAGGUUGAUCAGAACCCGAUCCAGUGGCCGCCGCGUGACGUUCUCGGCCCGCUCGCCGAGACCGACGCGAAGGGGCGACAUGACCCGAACAAUAAGGAUAAGCCGAAACGCGACGAGGAUCUGCGGCCGUGGAUCCAGAACAUGAAGCGAUGGCUCCAGGAGCAGGUUGGCGACACGACCCGAUUCUCGGAACGUGAGCGUGAACGCGCACGGGUCGAGGACGACACAUAUCUCGCAUCGGAAGAGGAACCGAAUGAAACAGCCGCCGAGCCGGAGCACAAUGAAUCGUUCGAAUCAACCACGUCGCAACCCGCGAACAGGAUGGACGAUGCGGAAACGCGCGAGCCGCGAGAGCGCGAGGCGUCACCAUUCUCUCCGGUCAAGCCGAUACCAUGGGGGCAGCGGGUCCGUGCCGCCACUGUGUCUGAGGACUCGCUUGUCAACACCACCAACGCGGCAACUGCAAACGCCUCCACUCUCUCACUACCAUCGCACGCUCUCGCCCACGACCGCUCCGUGUCGUCGUCCUCGACUCCACCUGUUUCGGCGUCCACCUCUUCUUCAUCGUCUGGGCUGCCCGUCGUCCCGAAACCGCAAAUUGUUCAGCCUUUGCCCAGUGGACACGCCCGAGGCGCCAGUUACACUGCAACGCAACGUAUGAGCGGAACACUGCAGGCGAAAAAGUCUCUCCCCGAUCUCCGGCAAAGUCACGCCAAAAUCAUCGAGGAGAGACGAGGCGAGGCGAAGGACGAGGUGCGACCACUUGGCAUGGGCAUCAACCGAAUAACAGCCCUAAAGGAUUCGCUGGCUCCUGAGCGGAGAGGACUGCAAAAGAUGAGCUCAAUCGAGGCUCUCCGACCGCGGCACGAAGCGCUCGUCAAGAUGGAUGUUCGUCGCGAGAGCCAGGACGGACCGACAAUCGACGAGUCGCGCAACUCAUACUUCCGGCGAGUCAGCAUGCUUCCUCCUUCGACCAUCUCCAAGGCCGUCUCGCCCUCUCUGCUCAUGUUCAUUGACGCUAUUCGUGGUCUGCUGUUCGCUCUGACGCAGCUCCACGGAGCAUUGCGGCAGUACCUGAACUUUGCGGUCAGCGACAGGGUUGCAGGUGUGUUCUCCCGUGUGCUCGAGCCGGCAGGGAUGUACCUAGCGACUCUGAUCAACGCUCUGGACCGCUUUGACUCGACGUCACGCCGUUCUGCGCCGUCUACUUCCGCAGUCCGUGGGGUCAUAGGCGCUGCCAAGGAGAGCGUCGCCGUGUUCGGCAAGAUCGUUGCCGUUGUGCGACUACAGACGCCCGCAUUCCGCGACGCCGAUGUGCGCUACACCCGCCAGCUGCUGCUCAGCAUUUACGGCGGCAUGGCUGAGGUCGCCAUGUCGUGGAAGAGCAUGGUACCCCUGUUGGCUGACGUGCGGACCCUGCUGCUGCCGGAAAGCUUGCGAGCACCGCCGAUGAGCAAAGCGUCAAGCAUGACUGGGCGAACGCCCGUUUCGCCCAUUCUGGAGCGGAGUGAGCCGAAGCCCCGUGAACAGGUACCGUUCCCGACGCACAUUCACUCCCAGUCGCAGUCGCAGACGCACUCACGCACGCCCUCGCUCGGACAGGGACAGUCACCCGAGCGGGUCGUGCGCCGGGAUCUCACGGCUUCCACUACGACGUCACCGCGAUCUCGCGGCAAUAGGCGGCACGCCGGCUCGUUCUCGACGCAGGACGUAGAGCGAGGCAUGAUGAUGGGCUCGCCGCUCGGCUUCACGCGAACAGAGUGGCCGGACCCGACGAUUCACGAAGACCUCGAGGGCGUGGACACUGGUCCGUCACCGCCACCAUUCCCCCUUGCGGCCCAGCCGGAGCAGCCGGCUGAGGGCACGCCGUCUUUCGCUGGGCGGCAGCACCUGCCCUUGCUCCCGAGCCAACCGCGCUCUCGCCACGGGCAGUCCAGUAGUGCCGGCUCUUCGUACCUGAGUGCGCCCGGUGGGCAGCGGAACCUGUCUGUCGACGUGCGACCACCGACGCCGGCGUCAGCGACGCUAUUCGACGACGAUCUGCUCGACGUGCUCGAGACUGCGACCGAGAUUGGGUUCAGUGUUUGGCUCCGAUUGGCGGAAGAGAUUGGCGCGUCGUCAUCAUAUGACUCUCAGCCGGGCCACAUGCGCGGCGACAGCGCGAGCAGCAGCAUUUCUGGUCGUCUUGGACUCAGUCUGUUGACGGACGAUCGGCGGCGGCCCCCCACAAUCCCGCCAAAGGAGUACGGUGACCUCGUGCACCUUCUCAGCGUCGCUGAGCAGGUGACGACGGCCCUUCGCGAGAGCUUGAUGGCGUUGCGCGCGAACCCCUUCGCGUAUGCGCACACGACGCUGCCGGACGAUGCGCAGGCGUUCAUCCGCAAUGUCGUCAAGGUCACCGGUCUCAUCAAGGCGCUCUCAGCACAGCACACCUUCAGCACAGGCAUGCGACAGGGUAUGCGCCGCCUCACGCAGGCGACACGCGAGUGCGCGAUCCUCAUCCAGGUCUCCUCUAUGCGGCCGACGCAGAGUACGCCAGCCCUCGUCCCCGCCCCCACCGGCACAACAACGUAUGCGGCGUCAAGUCACGGCGCCGGGUCUAGUUAUGGCGGUUUCGGCGCCAGCUACAGCGGACACGCGGGCCAUGCGUCCAGCUUCGGCGGGGCUUCCGUCGGUGGCGCCUCAGCUUACAGCGGCGGCACGUCAUACGGCACGUCGUUUGGCGCGUCGUCGUUCAGCACCCCUGGGCCGACGUACUACUCGACGAGCUACAACGACUACGCCAGCAGUAGUGAGGACCUGUCUGCGCCCGUUCCCCCGGCACAAGCACGGUCGGCCUCGCCCUCCGCCUCGGCGAGCACAACGAGCCUGCAUUCCGGCCUGAAAGGCUUACAGCUUCCCGCGAAGCAGGCGCUGAAGCGCCAAGAGAGGUUCAAUAGCCCCUCGCCGUCGCCGCCGACGGAACGGAGAGGCGUCGCGAACGCCCUCGUUUCACAUUAG